This is a messenger RNA of Sinocyclocheilus grahami, 6193 nucleotides long. RefSeq names its product neural-cadherin-like. NCBI's taxonomy places the organism in Eukaryota, Metazoa, Chordata, Actinopteri, Cypriniformes, Cyprinidae. Gene Ontology annotation, cellular component: plasma membrane. Bases 137 to 6193 code for a protein of 2018 amino acids. The transcript is spliced from 21 exons. The record is from RefSeq and is a predicted model, not a curated record. Gene Ontology annotation, molecular function: calcium ion binding. Gene Ontology annotation, biological process: homophilic cell-cell adhesion.
GGCGACGGAGGUAAAGUUCUGCGGCUCAGACUCUGAAGGAUCACAGUCCAGCGAAUGAGGAGUGCAUUCACGCACCAUGUUCUGCGAUUUGAACACUGUUGCUUGAGAAAAGGAAGACUGCUGUAAACUUGCAAUCAUGUUUUGGACUAUUUUGUUGCCGUAUUGUGUGACUUUUGUGUUGGGAAAUAAGACCGACGAACGAAUACCUUUCUUCCACGGCCAUGUGUUUGAAAACUCUCCAACUGGCUCAAAAGUGAACGGACUGAGUAUCCCGGUGAAGCGCAUCGACCCGCAGAGAUGGUGCUCCAAGUCCGGGACGCACCUGAAACUCCUGGGGGACCGGAGUGAAGAUUUCCACGUCUUCGCCCAUCACAAGCGAGGACACAUAUUACUGAAAACCUCUAACGUUCUCGAUCGAGAGGAGCGCGCUGAGUAUUUCCUCAGUCUCGCGCUGUGCUGUCAGAGCUGCGCGUCAGCCGAGCGCGUCGUGGCCGAAGUUGCUUCUAUUAAAGUGGACGUGCUCGACACGAACGACCACGAGCCCACUUUCCAACAUGCAGACGUGAAAAUAACUUUGGACGACGCCACGGCCCUGAGGUCGGUGGUGUACACGGUGAAAGCGGAGGACAUUGACAGCGGCAAAAACGCCGAGCUCAUAUACUACGCGCUCCCGAGAAACGGCAGUUUCUAUGUAGUGCCCAAAACCGGCGACAUCCUCCUCGUGGACUCGAUUCUCGGUCUCGCGCAGUCAAUAAAGUUCAGCGUGUUUGCGCGAGACCACGGCUGGCCCGCUCGGACCAGUCAGAAUAUGGAUAUAGAGAUCAGUCCGCGCCAAUGGCCAGCUCUUCCUAAGCUCGAUAAGCGACUCUCGAGAAAGUCUCGCUCCGUGCCGGAGCCGGUGCUUAUCACUGUGUCCGAAGACGCGAGUAUCGGCUCCGUCAUAAUGAAUCUGCACCCGGUGAGGUUUCAGUCCGCAAGUUUUGAGCUGAUUCACCCGGACGCGGAUAACUCUCCAGUCACCGUGAGUCGGGACAGCGGAGAUUUGGUUAUAUCAAGGCGGCUCGACCGAGAGACGCAGCCGCUAGUGGAGAUAACUGUCAAAGUGCAAGAUAAGCGAGGUUCAGACUGGUAUACAGUGAGAGUGGAUUUGACGGUGAUGGAUGUCAAUGAUAAUGCCCCAGAAUGGAUGAUGGUCCCUUUCCCCUACCUGAGUGUGGUCUCUGCUAAUGCCCCACCAAACACACUGGUCUACAAGCUUCAAGCCAGAGAUGGUGAUGAGGGCAUCAAUGGAGAGGUGGAAUACUUCCUGUCUGAUGGAGGUGACGGGAGAUUUGAGGUGGACAGGAAGAACGGUUACAUGCGGACGACAGGCCUCCCCCUGCAAAGAGACAGAGAAUACCUACUCACAGUGGUGGCUGCUGAUCGGCAGGGCAGCCGCAGUCCUCCCGCUGUAGUGUCUAUCAUCGCAGGCCCAAGAGCUCCUCAGUUCACCAACGCGUCUUAUACAAUUUCCAUACCAGAAAACACACCAGAAGGCCAACCCUUCCUAGUCACUCCAGCAGUGUCCUUCCAAAAACAGCUUGUAACUUACAGCCUGCUCAUCAAUCCCAGCAGUCUUUUCAGCAUCCAGCCAGAGACGGGGGAGAUCAGUCUGACCCGUACUAUAGACUAUGAGAGUGACCAGCACCGCUACCUGCUACUGGUGCGGGCCAGUGAGAAUCAGGACAGUCUCAGUAGUGCUGCUGAGGUGCGAGUGAUCAUCACAGAUGAGAAUGACUGUGUUCCUGAGUUCCAGCAGUCCAUUUAUAGCAAAGACGGUGUCCCUGAGACAGUCAUGACUGCAACAUCGCUUCUGCAGGUAUCAGCCAGUGAUUGUGAUUCGGAGCAGAAUGCAGAGAUCACAUACUACACGCUUAGUCCAGAUUUCAUAAUUUCAGCCCAUGGCACCAUAUUCCCGGCAGGCCCUCUGGAUUACGAGAGGCCCAACCACCUGUAUGAAUUCGUAGUGAUGGCGGUGGAUAAGGGUGAGCUGUCCCGCACCGGCACGGCCACUGUGCGUCUUCGUAUGGCCAAUGUCAACGACGAGCCUCCAGAGUUCUCGCAGCCUGUGUAUCAGACCUUUGUCUCUGAGGACGCAGGGCCCAAUACUCUGGUUGCAACAGUUCUGGCCAAGGACCCAGAUGGAGAUGGGAUCACAUACAAAAUUACAGCAGGCAAUGAAGGCGGCAACUUUGUCAUCGACAGUCAGAAAGGAUUGAUCCGUCUCCGCUCCAGCCCAUCUCCUAGACUUCAGGGACUAAAGUACAUCCUGAACGUAACGGCAACAGAUGAUAACGCCUCCAGUGGGCCGCAGUCACUCUCCGCCAUUGCCCAGGUCAUUGUAGGAGUAGACGAUGUGAACAACAACAAACCUGUGUUUGAAAAGUGUGCUGAGUAUAAAGACAAGUCAUCAGUUCUGGAAAAUAAGCCAGCGGGAACAUUUGUGCUGCAGGUCCAUGCAGAUGAUGCUGAUGAAGGAGCCAAUGGAAAAGUCACAUAUGGUUUUAUGCAUAAAGACAGCACUGUUCCUGCCUUCAGCAUUGAUCCAGAAACAGGUGUUAUCGUAACUGCUAUGACGUUUGAUCGGGAGAGGCAGAGAGAGUAUGCAGUAACAGUGACGGCCACGGACCAAGCGGCGGACCCCCUCAUAGGCAUCUGCCAGCUCAACAUUCUUAUCCUCGACGAGAAUGACAACAGCCCCAAAUUUGAGAACCUGCGCUACGAAUACUUCUUACGUGAGGACACCAUGAUCGGGACCAGUUUUCUGCGAGUGGCUGCACAUGAUGAUGAUUACAGCACUUACGCGGCCAUCACUUACUCCAUGUCCGAGGAGCAGCCGGAGUAUCUACGAGUGAAUCCACUCACUGGCUGGAUCUACGUAAACCAGCCAAUCUCGCAGAGGACCUACAUCAGCAGGCAGAUCAUCGCUACAGAUGGAGGGAAUCAGAGCAGUUCAGUCGAGCUGGCAGUCACCAUCACUAACGUGAAGAACCAGCCUCCACAGUGGGAGAAGGACACGUAUGAGGUCGUCAUACCUGAAAACACUGUCAGAGACACUCCAGUUGUGACUAUCAAGGCCACCUCUCCGCUGGGCGACCCGAGGGUGACUUAUAACUUGGAGGAUGGAUUGGUGCCAGAGAGCAACAUGCCUGUUCGUUUUUACCUAACCCCGAAUCGUGAAGAUGGCUCUGCUUCUAUACUUGUCGCAGAGCCCUUGGACUAUGAGAUGACCCGCAACUUCAUGCUUAGGGUUCGAGCUCAGAAUGUGGCUCCUGUUCCCCUGGCUGCCUUCACUACUGUUCACAUAAACAUCACAGAUGUCAAUGACAACGUUCCAUUCUUCACCUCCUCCAUAUGCGAGGCAUCUGUGACUGAAGGGGCGGAAAUUGGGACUCUAGUUCUCCAGGUGUCAGCUAAUGAUCUUGACCUGGGACUGAAUGGGAAGAUCUCAUACUCCCUACUGAAUGACCGUAGUGGAGACUAUCAGUACUUCCGCAUUGAUCCUGAGCUGGGCACCAUCUACACAGAGGCUGUGUUUGAUCGAGAGACCAAGGAAUCUUACCUUUUGGAAGUGAAGUCAGUAGAUGGCUGGGAAUCAGCCAGGCCAGGGAAGCAUGGACAGCCUAACUCAGAUACUGCGUAUGUGCGUAUUUUCAUCAGCGACGUGAACGAUAACAAGCCGGUGUUUGCGCAGUCUGUGUAUGAAGUCGACGUGGAUGAGGAUGCUGACGUGGGCUCCACCAUCCUCACAGUCAGCGCUAAUGAUGAAGAUGAAGGUGCUAACGCCAAGUUACGCUACCAAAUUACAUCAGGCAAUGUGGGAGGUGUUUUUGACAUGGAGCCCGAGGUGGGAACCAUCUUCAUUGCCCAGCCAUUGGACUAUGAACAGAACAAGUUCUAUAAGUUGCACAUCUUGGCCUCCGAUGGGAAGUGGGAAGACUACGCUACUGUAAUAGUGACUGUUGUGAAUAAGAACGAUGAGGCACCUGUGUUCUCUGUGAACGAGUACUACGGCAGUGUGACAGAGGAGAUGGACGGUUCUCCUGUCUUUGUGUUGAAGGUAACAGCAUCUGACCCAGAUAACGAUGCUGACCAGGAGGCUUUGAGAUAUUCCCUUCAUGGUCAAGGUGCUGAGAGCGAGUUCAUUAUUGACGAGGUCACGGGGAAGAUAUAUGCUCAGAGAACAUUAGAUCGUGAGGCCCGGGCAGUGUGGCGUUUUGUGGUCCUGGCCACGGAUGAGGGUGGCGAGGGACUAACGGGUUUCACCGAUGUCAUUAUCAACGUGUGGGACAUAAACGACAACGCUCCUAAUUUUGCUUGUGCUCCAGACAGUUGCCAUGGUGACGUAUCUGAGAACUCCCCGCCUGGCACUUCCGUCAUGGAGAUGACAGCCACUGAUCUAGAUGAUGCGGCUGUCGGACAAAACGCAAUGCUGGCCUAUAGAAUUGUGGGUAACGCUGCCCUAAAUGGAGCUAACAACGGAGCAGAUGUGUUCAGCAUCAAUCCCGCUACUGGGACUGUUUCAGUGGCAAUGUCAAGCCUAGACAGGGAACAGACUGAUUCGUACGUCUUGGUGGUUGAAGCACGAGAUGGUGGAGGUAUGAUAGGAACGGCUACCGCGACUAUACACGUGACGGACAUCAAUGACCACGUCCCACGUUUCCUGGACCGCACGUGCUCCGUACGCAUCCCUGAGAGCAGUGAUCCCAACACGCUGAUCAUAGAACUUGAAGCAGAGGAUGCGGAUGCUGGAGAGAAUGGCCAGCUGACCUUCAGUGUGGUGGCCGGUGACCCCGAACAGAAGUUUUACAUGGUGAGUCAUCGACAGGAGCAACGCGGGACCCUUCGUCUCAAGAAGCAUCUGGAUUACGAAAGACCAGGUGAGCAACGCUUCAACCUCACCAUAAAAGUGGAAGAUAUGCAGUACUCCAGCCUGCUGCACUGCACUCUUGAGAUCGAAGACUGCAACGACCACGUGCCGGUCUUCAUUCCUCACUUUAUACAGCUUCCAGCCGUACGAGAGGAUGUCGCUCCAGGAACUAGCGUGGCGAGUGUGGCUGCCAGUGAUUUGGACUCGGGGUUGAAUCGUGAGAUCACUUAUAGCAUUGCUUCAGAGUCUGAUCCUUACCAUCUGUUUUCUGUGGACCAGUCAGGGUUGGUCACUGUGGCUAGUGAGCUGGACCGGGAAAAGGUCGCACAGCAUCAUUUGGUUAUACUUGCGACAGACCACGGCACGCCACCGUUGACUGGCACCGCAACUAUCCAGAUGGCUCUGCUGGAUGUCAACGACAACGGCCCUGAGUUUGAGGCUGCAUACGCACCAAUAGUGUGGGAGAACUUUUUGGGCCCACAGGUUGUGCGGCUUAACCAGAGCUCCACAUUACUAAAAGCCAUGGACCGAGAUUCAGAGGAGAAUGGCUCACCCUUUUCCUUCUCUGUGCCUCUGGAGUAUCGUUACAGCAAUGAUUUCCGCCUGCAGGAUAAUGGGAAUGACACUGCCACCAUCACCGCCCUGAGAGCCUUCGACAGGGAAAGACAGAAAGAGUUUCUACUACCUGUCAUUAUGACUGAUAGCGGCAGUCCACCAAAGACCGUCACAAACACACUCACUAUCACCAUCGGCGACGAGAAUGACCAUGCCCAUAUAGCUGGACAGAAGAAAGUGUUCAUCAACUGUCACAGAGGGAGAAUGCCAACCAAUGUACUGGGGAAGGUUUACUCACCAGAUCCAGAUGACUGGGAUAACAAGACGUAUGCCUUCGAGGGACAUGUUCCUAAUUAUUUUAUCCUGAACAAGCGGACAGGGUUCCUCAUGCUAAAGGAGAACGCUCCUCCUGGGAGUUAUGACUUUCAGGUUCGAGUGUCAGAUGGGCUGUGGCCGGAUGCCGUCUCUAGCGUGAAGGUGAAUGCGAGAGAGCUACGGGACGAUGCCAUCUACAACUCAGCCUCUCUGAGAUUAGCAGGGUUCCUCAUGCUAAAGGAGAACGCUCCUCCUGGGAGUUAUGACUUUCAGGUUCGAGUGUCAGAUGGGCUGUGGCCGGAUGCCGUCUCUAGCGUGAAGGUGAAUGCGAGAGAGCUACGGGACGAUGCCAUCUACAACUCAGCCUCUCUGAGAUUAGCAGGUACAGGUGAUGUUUACCUCAUGACAGCAUGA